Alternaria atra is the source of this 1338-nucleotide messenger RNA. RefSeq lists its product as uncharacterized. The transcript has 2 exons. Lineage: Eukaryota; Fungi; Ascomycota; Dothideomycetes; Pleosporales; Pleosporaceae. The coding region runs from base 1 to 1338 and encodes 445 amino acids. Gene Ontology annotation, molecular function: protein serine/threonine kinase activity; ATP binding. The record is from RefSeq and is a predicted model, not a curated record. Gene Ontology annotation, biological process: protein phosphorylation; maturation of SSU-rRNA. Gene Ontology annotation, cellular component: preribosome, small subunit precursor; cytosol; nucleus.
AUGAAGCUGAACGUCAAGAACAUCCGCUAUCUGGCCGCAGAUGACUGGCGGGUUCUCACUGCGGUAUGCGCCCGCACUGUCUUUUCUCGGAACCAUGAAGUCGUACCAACCCCCCUGAUUGCCCAGAUCGCUGCCCUCCGCUCAGGCACUGGCGUUCACAGGUGCAUCUCCAACCUCGCAAAAAUCGGUCUCAUCGCCAAAGUCCGCAAUGCCAAAUACGACGGAUACCGACUCACAUACGGCGGGCUCGACUACCUUGCCCUACACACCCACCAGAAGGCGUCGACAGUCUACUCGGUCGGCAAUCAGAUCGGCAUAGGAAAAGAGUCGGACAUCAUAGUCUGCGCCGACGAGACGGGCAAGCAGCUGGUUCUCAAGAUUCAUCGUCUGGGUCGCAUAUCUUUCCGCACCGUCAAGGCGAACCGUGACUAUCUCCGCAACCGUCAGGGCGGAUCAUGGAUGUACAUGUCGCGCCUCGCUGCUCUCAAGGAGUUCGAGUUCAUGAAGGCUCUACGGGCAGAAGGCUUCCCGGUGCCCGAACCGGUUGGCCAGAACAGGCAUACCGUCAUCAUGAGCCUAAUCGAUGGCUUCCCUCUUCGUCAAAUCUCCAAAGUCGGUGAUCCGCAAGAACUCUACGCCGAACUGCUCGCCCUCAUUGUCCGACUCGCGCAGUAUGGUCUCAUCCACGGUGACUUCAACGAGUUCAACAUCAUGAUUGAAGAGAAAACGGAAAAGGACGGCAGCUUGUCACUGGUACCCACCCUUAUCGAUUUUCCACAAAUGGUCUCCAUCGAUCAUGCCAAUGCCGAAUACUACUUUGACCGCGAUGUUGCUUGUGUGAAGCGCUUUUUCGACCGCCGAUUCGGUUUCAAAAGCGACGAACCAGGUCCUUUCUUCAAGGAUGCCACAAAGAAGCUUGUUAAGAGGUUGGAUGUUGAAGUGCAAGCUUCCGGAUUUAGCAAGAAGAUGGCGAAAGAACUUGAACUGUAUAUGAAGGAGCAUGGCAUUGACGGCGAUGCUGGAGACGUUGCCGCAGGAGUGGAUGGAGAAGAGGGAGAAGAGGGUGACGACGAUGACGAGGCAGGUGUCGAGGAUGACGAAUUUGGGGAUGAAGAAGACGGUGGUGUCUCCCUUGAGGGUGGCCCGGUAGGCGACGAGAUGUCUGCUUCUGGCGAUACAACAACGGAUGGACAGCCAAGCCUCACCUCACAAAUGACUAUACUCGAGAUCCGGGACAACGAUCCACUGCCGGACCUCAAGGACAUCAAGCCGCCUCAACCGUCUGAGCCCACCAUGACCACCAAGGCUGCCAAGAAGAAAGCCGGGUGGGCCAUCUAG